Messenger RNA from Trachemys scripta elegans, 7248 nucleotides. RefSeq names its product apoptosis resistant E3 ubiquitin protein ligase 1 (gene AREL1). Gene Ontology annotation, biological process: negative regulation of apoptotic process; protein polyubiquitination; proteasome-mediated ubiquitin-dependent protein catabolic process. Lineage: Eukaryota; Metazoa; Chordata; Testudines; Emydidae. The record is from RefSeq and is a predicted model, not a curated record. The transcript is spliced from 20 exons. Bases 1634 to 4105 code for a protein of 823 amino acids. Gene Ontology annotation, molecular function: ubiquitin-protein transferase activity.
GUCUGUGACUUUUACUAAAAAUAACCAUGACAAAAGCUUAGCCUUACUUAUUACCUCUCGCUUCUGGUUUCCCUUCUGUGGUCUCUGAUUUUACAUUUGAAGAAGUCUGUAUGCAUUUUGCUCACCUCAUUGUGGUGAAGUAUUUGUUGGUGAGAAGGUUCGGUGUAUCUGUCCUUAGUGAUUGCUAUACUGUAAAGUUUUUUUUAAAGUGAUUUACAUUAUUAUUUGGGCUUAGGUGAAAUUGAUUAUUUAAUUGUUCUGGAGGUUAGAUCUUUUGUUGAGAUUUGGCUGUGCUGCUGUACCUGCAGUCGUUGUCAGGUUUCUGUUUUUUCUUCUCUAGUGCUUUGUAAUGGGCAAAAAUUUUGUGGCCUUGGUUGAGGUGUACCCAGAACUUGUCUUUAUUGUGUGUUGAUUAACAAAAGGUAUCUCUAGUUCUGUCCUUCAGCUGUCUGUUCCUGUGGAUGCAUAAUAUUUAUUUGCAGAACUGUAAGGUUUCUGUUGUGGUUUUGUCCUCUUCAAUGAAAGUUGCAGAUACAGAUGGGCCCCGGAAUUCACUUCUCUAUAGUAAAAUGUUUUGGAUUAUGUUAUCAAAUACUUUUAACAAGACUCUAAGUGUAUGUAUGUGUGGGUGGGUGGGUGAGUAUUCUAUAGCUUGCAGUCUCUAUCAAAAUUUGCUAGCGGUUUUGAAAGGGAAGCACACUCCCAUUUCCCUUCUCCCUUUCUCUUUCCUCCCACCUCAUUGCAAAAUGGAGAGUGGUUAUAUAUCCCCUCUCAUAUGGAGCUGUUUUGUUUGGCUGUCUCUUGUAGGUAAAGUUCUAGGGUCUGAAGAACUCGUUUAGUGUUGAUUCUGCAGGAUCCUGACUCUGGUCCAGUCCCUCAUAUAAGAGAAUACCAUACUUCCUGAUCGUGGCCAUUGCCUGACAAAUGCAUGGAACUUCACUGGGGCUGCCUGCAGAGAGUGAUGACUAGUGGGUUGGCACAUUCCCUUUUCUGGCCAUAGGUCUUUUCCGAAACUUCUUAGUGCCAGGCCACAAACUGGCUCAUAUGUCCCUGAUGCCUUGUGAAAGGAACAGGGAAUUAAGGCUUGCUGUGGUGUCUCUUCUUCAUGCACAUCCUGGGAUUGCUGUGAGCUUGGAGGCGGAGCUAAUGGUGCCUUUCAGAUGCAACCUAAUUCUACCUGAUUUGAUCGUGAAGCAUGAUGAAGACAAGCAUCAGCACAGGCAGAAUUACAGCUGAGCCACUUCCCCCCCAAAGUACUUUCCUCAGCAGAAGUGUAAUUGAGGGCUAGUGGUGUGGAAGAGAAUCAAAGACUGGAAGGAUAUUGGGCUUGGCAGGGAGGCUAGCAAGCAACUGGCGGCUGCAGAGUGCAGAUAUCCUCUUCCCAGAGUUGGGGGAUAAGUUGCUGUACUUGAGUCCCUUUCCUCCAGUUGUGAAUCUAAGAUGUGAGUUCCAGGAUCCUCUUUUUCCACAAUGCUCUGCUGCUUGGUCCCUUCCUGCUGACCCUUGCCCCACCUCUGGUGCCAAGAGGAAGGAUGUGGAGGAAUGAGUGCCCCCCUGUUGGCUUUUAGAACAUGGGCACUUUUGUAAAGAUGCAGCUGUGAUCCUCAGCUGUGUGUCUCACCGAAGGGACCCGAUGUUUUACAUUAUUGGUGGGAUCACAGUAUCUGUUGUAGCCUUCUUCUUCACCAUUAAGUUCCUCUUUGAGCUUGCCGCACGUGUAGUCAGCUUCCUCCAGCAUGAGGACCGGGAGCGCCGAGGGGAGCGAACUAUUUAUGACUACGUGCGAGGCAACUAUUUGGACCCGCGCUCCUGCAAAGUCUCCUGGGAUUGGAAGGACCCCUAUGAGGUGGGCCACAGCAUGGCCUUCCGAGUGCAUUUAUUCUAUAAGAAUGGGCAGCCCUUCCCCGCUCAUCGGCCUGUGGGGCUGCGAGUUCAAAUCUGCCAUGUGGAGCUAGCAAUGGAUAUUCCUGUGACCCAGGAAGUCCUUCAGGAGCCCAAUUCCAAUGUGGUGAAAGUGGCCUUCACUGUGCGCAGGGCUGGGCGAUAUGAGAUUACCAUAAAGCUCGGCGGCUUGAAUGUGGCCUACAGCCCCUACUACAAAGUGUUUCAGCCAGGGAUGGUGGUUCCCUCCAAGACCAAAAUUGUCUGUCACUUCUCCACUCUGGUGCUGACGUGCAGGCAGCAGCACACCUUGCAGAUUGUUCCCAGAGAUGAGUAUGAUAAUCCCACCAGCAAUUCUGUAUCCCUGAUAGAUGAGCACAACUACAGCCUUUCCAUCCACGAGCUGGGUCCCCAAGAGGAAGAGAUCUCUGGCGUUUUGUUUGAGAAGUCAGUGGUGUCCAAUCGGCAGACUUGCCAAGUGUUCUUGCGACUCACCCUGCACCGUAGAGGCUGUUUCCAUGCUUGCAUCUCCUACCAAACCCAGCCUAUUAGCAAUGGCGAUUUUGACAUUAUUGUCCUAAGUGAAAAUGAAAUGAACAUUGUAGAGCGCAAUGUGUCCACAUCAGGGGUCAGUAUCUACUUUGAGGCCUAUCUUUACAACUCUACUAGCUAUGCCAACACACAGUGGCACCUCCCGCCCACGCAUCUGACCUCCUCCCAGCGCCGUCCUUCUACUGCAACUGAGGAUGAGGAUGAAGACUCUCCAUCUGACAGCCAGACUCCUGAGAAAGUGAAGAAACCUAAAAAAGUGUAUUGCUACGUGUCACCCAAGCAAUUCUCAGUGAAGGAAUUCUACUUGAAGAUCAUUCCUUGGCGCCUCUUCACCUUCAGAGUGUGUCCUGGCACCAAGUUUUCUUACCAUGGGCCUGAUCCUGUGCACAAGCUGCUGACACUGGUGGUAGAUGAUGGGAUCCAGCCCCCUGUGGAGCUCAGCUGCAAGGAGAGGAACAUCUUGGCAGCCACUUUCAUUCGUUCUCUGCAUAAAAACAUAGGAGGCUCAGAGACCUUUCAGGACAAAGUGAACUUCUUCCAACGGGAGCUGCGUCAAGUGCAUAUGAAGAGACCUCACUCGAAGGUUACACUGAAGGUCAGCCGCCACGGCCUGCUGGAAUCUUCUCUGAAAGCAACACGGAAUUUUUCCAUUUCCGAUUGGAGCAAAAACUUUGAAGUGAUUUUCCAGGAUGAGGAAGCUCUGGACUGGGGAGGGCCCCGCAGAGAGUGGUUUGAGCUGAUCUGUAAGGCUUUAUUUGACACCACCAAUCAACUCUUUACCCGCUUCAGUGACAACAACCAGGCACUGGUGCAUCCCAACCCUGGCCGGCCCCCACAUUUACGGCUGAAGGUGUAUGAGUUUGCAGGCCGCCUGGUAGGGAAGUGUCUCUAUGAGUCAUCUCUGGGAGGAGCUUACAAGCAGCUGGUGCGAGCUCGUUUCACCAGAUCCUUUCUGGCUCAGAUCAUAGGACUGCGAAUGCAUUACAAGUAUUUUGAAACAGAUGACCCAGAAUUCUAUAAAUCCAAGGUUUGUUUCAUAUUGAACAAUGAUGUGAGUGAGAUGGAGCUCGUCUUCGCUGAGGAGAAAUACAACAAAUUGGGGCAGCUGGAGAAGGUGGUUGAGCUGGUAACUGGAGGGGCUCAGGUCCUAGUAACCAAUGAAAAUAAAAUCUUCUACCUGAAUCUGCUUGCCCAAUACAGACUGGCCAAUCAGGUUAGAGAAGAGGUGGAUCACUUCCUGAAAGGUCUCAAUGAGCUGGUUCCUGAAAACCUCCUAGCUAUUUUUGAUGAGAAUGAGCUUGAGCUGCUGAUGUGUGGUACUGGAGACAUCAGUGUCUGUGAUUUUAAGGCUCAUGCUGUGCUGGUGGGAGGAUCCUGGCACUUCCGAGAAAAGGUCAUGAGGUGGUUUUGGACCGUGGUUUCCAGUUUCACGCAGGAGGAACUGGCCCGGCUGUUGCAGUUCACAACUGGUUCCUCUCAGCUGCCUCCGGGAGGGUUUGCUGCACUCUGUCCAUCUUUCCAGAUCAUCGCAGCUCCAACCCAUAGUACUUUGCCGACAGCCCACACCUGUUUUAACCAGCUGUGCCUCCCUACUUAUGACUCCUAUGAAGAAGUGCACAAGAUGCUGCAGCUGGCCAUCAGCGAAGGAUGUGAGGGCUUUGGCAUGCUGUGAUUCCCUUCCCCAUCCCAGCUUCCUGGCUCUUCAGGGCAAGGCGUAGCUCCAGUCCACUGCUCAUUCUUCCCUUCACAGAGCAAUGGAGAUAGAGCACAGACUCUGUGCAAAGAGGAAUGUCAUGUGGUCUUUCCGUGUCAAGAGUACAUCACCAAGAGCAUGCCUCAUGCCAUCCUCUCACUCCCAUCUCAGUUCAGAGUGGUACGGCAAAAGAACUGUGGUACUUUUGUCAGGGUAGUAUGGCACUGGGAUUUCCCAGGACUCGGUGCAUCUGUCCCUCUGGGAGGAGAGAGAGCCUGUGAGCAGGAGUUGGUGUGGCACAGGAGGAGGUCUAUGUAGCAGCCAGUACUGUAGCUGUUUUGGGCAAGGACCAGCUUGAAGCUCUGUUGGAGAUCUGGCAUGUGGGAAGCCGUAACACCUUUCCAUGCUUUGGCCCAAGUCCUUCUGCUGAUGCUCCCCUAUAGCUUAUGUAACUCCCCCUGUAUUGCAUGUCUCUGAAGGGCACAGGCUUGUUUUCCCAUUCAGUACCUGACCCAUUAGGGCUUCCAGUUCUCUUCCUUUCACUUGCACUGGAAGCUGCUGUUUCUUGCCCUUGCUGGAGAGGAGGGAGAGCAGCAUCUGCUAGAGAGAGCAACCCAAAGGAACACACUCUUGUUAGAGCACAAGGACCGGCCCUGGCAGUGACACUGUACUACUUCCGCCAAGGGCUGGCAGAAGGAGCAUCCUUCUGUACUGACAGUGGCUGGUACAGGCCUCUGCUACUAAGCUGGAAGAGGAGAUUCUCCUCCAGUGAAUGUUUCUGAUAGUGGUCCUAAAGUUGCACAGGAAGCUGUCCCACACCCCUUGCCUUCCUUUCCCUUCCUCAGGAGAGGGGAUGGGUAUGAGUGUGUGAGCCCUCAACGCUGAGCACAAAUGCUUCUCCAACAUUCACCUUCAUGGCAUGUAUGUAGUAAGUGAUAGGCCAGCUGGCCAGCAGGCAGCUACUACAGUGUGCAUUGGGCUUCUGUUUGUACAGAAUUACAGUUGGGGUGAUGGUAUUGGACAGAACCCAGUACCUCAGCCCCUGACAUUCCACAGGGUCUUGGCUUCUACCUCUAUCACAUGGCAGCAGGAGGUACUGCCUGAAGUAUGCUGGAAGAGGAGGAGAGUGUUUCCCAAAGGGGUGUUGGUGCUUGGAGAGCAGCUGGCCUUCUCUCUUCCCAAUCCUCUGCUGUUCUCUUCCUGAAAACUGUUCCUUGCUGUUUCUUCUAGUGUUGCAGGCUUUCCAGUACACAGGGUACUAAACUGGAUCAUCUCCCAAACAGACACUGAGUAGCCCACGAGGUGGCAUGUUGCACUAACCAUUGUCCAGAUUACAGUUUGGGAGACAGUAUGAGCAGCAAAUUUAUAACUACCAGGUUCUGUUACCUCUGACUGUCUGCUCAGCUCCUCCCAUCCCAGCGAAGUAAAGGGGUGAGGAGUCAAGGAUCCAAGCUGGCAAACUUUCCAGUUUCAACAGUGAGGCCAAAAUCUGAACAGAUCAUUGCACUCCCAAUUUGCCCCUAAAGUGCAUCUCUUCAGAUCAAGAGUGGACGCACAUUGGUGAGUGGUUGGUGUGUGAGAAGAACCUGUGCUGAAUGCAGUCACUGGAACGAGGAAGAUUCAGGAUCCUGGGUUGGGAUUUCAAUCUAGCAUCUCUCCUAAGAGCUAAUUUUAGAAAAAUAGAUAAAAUAAAAAAUGGUGCCAUCACCCUCAGUCCCUUCAUUCUGCUGUAGCUGUAGCUGCCCUGAACUGGGCAGGACUUGUGAGGUAUGGCUUUUAAGAUGGCUCUUCACUUUUCCAAUACAACUUACUAAAUAAAUUAGGAAUCUUGGGAAACAUUAUAGAAAAAUGUCUUUUUUAUCAAAGCAGUGUCUUAAUCGUUCUUAGGGAGAGUUUGCAUCACAUCUCUACAGAAAUAUAAGCCAUUGUGAUGCCCAAACCAGCUGGAACACCAAGCAUUGUCAUGGCUCAUCGGGAUUUCUCAGUCUUGUGGAUUAAUUCCCUCUUGGGCACUGAAGUGCUGGGAGACAGCCUGCUAAAUAGCUGGUGCAGCUCCUCCCUGACUGAUCACUUUAGCAGUGGCUACUUUGUCCCUUUUUUAAAACAGGCUCCCUUUUUGUAAGGUUCUGACCCCCUCUGGGGUUCCAACUUAUUUGCACUCGGGAUGGCUUCUAUGGUCAGUGCAGUUGGGGCUCUUGUAUGUUCACCCAUUCACUGCUGUCCCUAGGGACCAAAAGAAGGUGGCAGUGUUGCUCCGCCCAACUCCUGUUGGUUGGGGAGGUGCAGCGUGGUGCUGUUCCCUCAUUGCAGUCUUAUGUCUUGUUCUUUGGCCUGGCAAGGGCCUUUCGAACCUUGUGGUUAUAGGCUGAUUCUGCCGAUGACAUCUUCCUCAGGAAUCCUCUCCCUCCUUCUCUAGAGCUGGACUGUUUCCACAUUGAGGAACUGAGUGGCUGAACACCGAGUAGCUUCAUCUGCUUGAAACAGCUCCCUAAUCCUCACUGCGGUACAGCCAGCGCCCCUCGCCUCUCUGCAGUUAUACAGAUGCCAAGGAUUUUCUUUCAACACAAGUGCAGUCAGAACUGUGGUGGAUGCUGUUAGUUCUUAUUUGAUAACCUUUCUUUAUUGUUUCCAUAAGCUGUUAGCUGGUCCCAUUUCCCCUAGGGCUCCACCACUUCAGUGGUAGAGCAUCUUUGUCCUUAAAUCUCUUCCUUCCUCCUCCCAACACACCCACCUUAUAUGCUGCCCUUACAAUAACACCAGUCUGGGGGCAAGGUACGGAAUGCACUGUGGUCACCUGUACUGUAUUUUUUUCUGCUGCAGAGGCUCCUUAUUUUAGUUGGUCCCUUAAAUAUUCCCACCUAAUUGAGGCGCUUCAGUAGAAAGUUUUUGGUGCAUGGUACUAUCUCAGACAGAUUCCUCACUCUGGAGCUGCCGUGGACCUCACAGGGCCUGGCCUCUGCCUGUAUCUGAGAGUCAUGUUGCAUGUUUUAGAAACCAGGGACUAAGAGAGAGAGGCCAGGCCCCAGUUCUAGCUGGCAAGUUCCAAGUGGAGUUCAGCAGGUUCUGGAAGCCCAUGGAUUUUGUAAAUAGUUUGUAUAAUAAAUAAAAUAUUUUAAAAAUGC